AUGGAGAUGGACCUUCAAAAAACGAAGGAGGCCCGGCGGAAUACGCCGGGCAAGCAAGAAGAGAAUUCUGAAUGCCCCCUGGAAGCAUAUGGAGGUGGCCAUGCGAAGGACUCUCCUAAAAACGACUCCUUGGACCACCGGGAUGCCAGUAGCCAUUCGGACUCGACCGACAUGCGCCAGCGACGCCAACCUGGUCAAUUCGCCUACCAUGACGGGGUCGCCCCGACUCUCUCGCCUUCCCUGCAGGCAGCAGCCCGAGCUCUGGCGCCCUCGCCGCAAGCCAUGAACAUCCCCACGGCCCUGGGUCUCAGCGCAAACCAGCACCGACUGUUACUGACCGCCAAACGGUAUCCGCCAGUGACCAAGAGCACGUUGAGUGAACUGGACCUGCCCUGCAUCAUGAGCAACAUCAACCUCCGAAUGGACGCCAACUUUGACCGAGAUCUGCACUUCAAACCCGACUUGGAUGGGGAAAAGGGUCGCCGCAAACGAAAAGAGGCCGCGGAUUACUGGGAGGCCAUGGCCGUCGAGAUUGCCAUCUACGCAUUUGGCGCCGUGCAUGACACCGACGAUCAUGGCUCGCCGAAUCGCCCGCCCCAAACCUUUGAACCCCGACUCCCGGCCAUGUUCGAAACCUUGCAAGACGUUCUGAAAACCCUCGUGCCCGAGCGCGAUCAUCCGGGAGUGGUGCAAAACCUGGAAGUGACGCUCCUGAUGCAGCAAAUACAGAAGGGAGUGCUGGACAUGGUCGGAGUGGCGCGCUGGCUGGCGGCACUGCUCAAGACGCAUUGCGCGCCCAUGCGCGAUGAAUGGGCGGAUCGCAUGGUCGAGCAGAUCCGGUCGGGGUCGGAGACACAAAACUCGCUCGAGAUUGUCGGCGGACUCCAAACGCUGUUUUCAAUUCUGGAGGCGAUGAAACUGGAUGUUGCCAAUCACCAGAUCCGCGCAUUCCGGGUGCUGCUCAUCGAAGACACGGUUCCGUUUCUGCAGGAGUAUUUCCGAAGCAAAAUUGAGAGGGACAACUUCCGCGUCGAGGCGUCGCGACUGUGGUAUCUGGAUCUCCGCGACCGGGAAUUGCGCCAGAUGGCGAAGCCAGUGCCGGUGGACGGGUUCUGGCCGAUCUCUUUGUUGUUUGGCGGGAUCUCCGACUUUCUCCUGCAGUUCCACCCUCCGGAAGGGUUCCCCGAAACGUUCGUCUUUGAUUCGGACCGGCUGUGGCAGCUGCGGUCGUGUCUUCAAAACCUGAUCAGCCUCGACAUCUGCUGGUUCAUCUUUGAAUCGUACGUCAACGCGCAAAAACGAUAUCUCUCGGCGCCGGCGCAAACGUACGCGACGUUCCGCACGCGGAUUGGAUCCUUGAUGGAAGAGAACGAAGAGUGUCCCCGCGGGUCGCCGCUGUGGCUGAAGAACGUGCGCUGCAUUGCGCUGGAGAUUGCGCGCUUUGCGUGCGCGGCGUGCUUCCAGGACGGAUCGGUGUCGGACGAUGUCAUUGCGCCGAUUGAAACGGCACUGGAGUGGCACCUUUCCAACGAGUCCUACCUCUUCCAGUACUUCCAGGGUUCCCUGCGCGAGAGGCUACUGGGAGCGACGUUUGCGACGGCGAAAAAGUACCUGAACAUGUCCCCCUUGGCGAUCUGCGAGUCGCAGCGCAACCAGCCACCGGCAUCCAUGGGACAGCAGCACUAUGACGUCGAGCGGAUCUCGAUGCGACUGGCGCACAUGGGCGUGCUACACUGGAAGGUGUGGGCGCCGAUUCUCUACGUGCGCGAGAGCGUGACACCGACUGACGGGGCGCGGACUGACGGGGCCCGGUCGUCGACUUUUUGA
Aspergillus ibericus CBS 121593 is the source of this 1827-nucleotide messenger RNA. RefSeq names its product TCP11 family protein. Lineage: Eukaryota; Fungi; Ascomycota; Eurotiomycetes; Eurotiales; Aspergillaceae. Bases 1 to 1827 code for a protein of 608 amino acids. The record is from RefSeq and is a predicted model, not a curated record. The transcript is spliced from 2 exons.